Messenger RNA from Pollicipes pollicipes, 979 nucleotides. RefSeq names its product RNA polymerase II subunit D (gene Polr2D). NCBI's taxonomy places the organism in Eukaryota, Metazoa, Arthropoda, Thecostraca, Pollicipedomorpha, Pollicipedidae. Gene Ontology annotation, biological process: DNA-templated transcription initiation. Gene Ontology annotation, cellular component: RNA polymerase complex. Gene Ontology annotation, molecular function: nucleotide binding. The record is from RefSeq and is a predicted model, not a curated record.
GCAUAAGCACAAACCUUGCGAAUCAUUAGGCUGUGUUGAGAGGCUGUACCAUUAUCCGGCGUUAGCUUGAGAGCGAUCUGACUGGCUGUAACCAUGUCACAUGUCCCUGCUGAUCAGCCUGAAGAAGAUGCUGCAGAGCUCCAGUUUCCAAAAGAGUUUGAUAGUGCAGAGACUCUGAUGAUUUCGGAGGUGCACAUGCUGCUUGAGCAUCGAAAGGCACAAAACGAGAAUGCUGAAGAAGAACAAGAGCUAUCAGAAGUUUUCAUGAAGACCUUAGCAUAUGCCGAACGCUUCGCGAAGUUCAAGAACAGGGAAACGAUCGCGUCCGUCCGAAAUCUGCUAGCUCAGAAGAAGUUGCACAAGUACGAGUUGGCGGCACUGGCCAGCUUAUGCCCUGACAACCCGGAGGAAGCCAAAACUCUCAUACGCAGCCUGGAGGGCCGCUAUGAGGAGGAGGAGCUGCGUUCCAUCCUUGACGACAUCCAGACCAAGCGCAGCUUCCAGUACUAGCCACCGCACCAUCGCCAACAGGUGUCAUUCCACAUCAUCGCGCUGCCGCAGUGGCACGGCCGCCGGUGCUACUGUGGCGCGGGGCGAGCAGCGCGGGCCUGGACCGUGGACCUCCUCCCGCCCACCCGCCGGCGGGCUGGCUCUGCUCGCCGGCGACGGAGCCGACCGCAGAGCAGGGUCCUGCGCCGCGCAGCGGCCGGUGCGUUGCCGCCGCCCAGCUCGCGGCGAGACGGCGUCCGCCGGUCACCGCCGCUCCGUUCCGACCGUCCGACGCGCCAGGCGCUGGCCACCCCAUAGGGCGUCGUCCUCCGGUGGAGAGAGGAGGUGGAGCGCGGCACGAGACUGAGGGUGACUACGCCAGGAGAGGUGCAGCGCGGAGCAGCGAGCACGCGGCGGCCUCCUCAGCCCACGAAAUUCACACAUGAUCAUCCGAGGUGUACGUGACAGCAAAUACAGCAUUUGUGUUGCC